Molecule: messenger RNA, 4284 nt
Organism: Folsomia candida
Lineage: Eukaryota; Metazoa; Arthropoda; Collembola; Entomobryomorpha; Isotomidae
Product: ATP-dependent translocase ABCB1
Exons: 18
Coding region: 138-4130 (1330 amino acids)
Biological process (GO): transmembrane transport
Cellular component (GO): membrane
Molecular function (GO): ATP hydrolysis activity; ABC-type transporter activity; ATP binding
Source: RefSeq, a predicted model, not a curated record
UCAAAUUGGCUCAGUCGUGCUCGAGUUGUCCACCGAGUUGGACGUGCAUUUCGCUCUCUCUCGGUCUCUGAUCAACAGAAUACCCGGUGAAAAGAACAAUAUAAGAACAAGGACAAGAACAUUAAAAAUUGUGAAAAAUGGGGGGGAAAAGUAGUAAAGCAGAUAUCGCCAAAAUGGGAAAAGUCGAGGAUAGCAAGAUGGCCGAAGCAAACGGGACAUAUAACUCUGAAGGGGGCGAUAAUAUCGAUAAAGGUGGUGGCGAAAAGAACGGAAAGAACAAGAAGGACAAGGACAAAGACAAAAAGGAAGAACCCGCCAUUCCUCCCGUCCCUUAUCUGCAUUUGUUCCGCUUCGCCACGACGAGGGACAAGUUUUUAGCGAUUGUCGCCUUCCUAGCGGCCGCCGUUUGUGGGGCGAGUAUGCCCUUGAUGGUUAUCUUUUUCGGAAGGGUGACCGACGUCAUGGUCAACGAUGGGAUGAAUUUGACAGAAAUCUGUCCCGAUAGACCGCCCGAGGAGGAAGGGACUACGAUAAGCUUUGAGGACAUGAUGAGAAAAUUAAAAGAAAACUUUCUCGGCGAAGUGGAAACAUUUUCGAUAAGUCUGAGCAGCUUGGGGGCAGGCACAUUUUUUUGCAGUUACAUCUUCAUCACGCUGUUUAACAUUGUGUCAGAAAAUAUUGCUUUCGAAGUACGGAGGCAAUACUUGCAAGCCCUCCUGCGGCAAAACGUCGGCUGGUAUGAUACCGUUCAGGACAAGAAUUUCGUCUCCAGAAUUUCAGAAGAUUUAGUCAAAGUGAAGGAAGCCACUGGUGAAAAAGUUGGUCUAUGCGUCUUCUUCAUGUCGACAUGUUUCCUCUCCUUGGCUAACGCUUUCUGGCACGGGUGGAAACUCACCUUAGUCGUCCUCUCGUCCGCCCCAGUGCUCGCCAUUGCUACAGGAAUCGUGGCCGGAAUCCAGUCCAAACUGGCCACCGAUGAACAAUCCAGCUACGCCAAGGCCGGCAACGUUGCGGAAGAAGCGCUCACCAAUGUCAAAACCGUCAUGGCCUUUUCCGGCUCCGAUAAAGAAAUCGAACGCUACGAAGACGGUCUCAUCCAGGCGAAAGCCGCGGCCAAAAAGCGCGGCGCCAUCUCCGCCUUUGGCGUUGGCCUUAUGUGGUUCAUCAUCUACGCGUCGUACGCCCUCGCCUUCUGGUACGGAACCAAGCUCAUUUUAGAAGGACGGCCCAAACUCUGUCGAGGCGAGGACCCCGAAUACACCGCGGAAACGAUGCUUAUCGUUUUCUUCUCCGUACUCAUGGGCGCCUUCAACAUUGGUCAGAGCGCCUCAUACUUUGAAGCCUUCGCCGUCGGGAGAGGUUCCGCCGCCGUGAUUUAUUCUAUAAUCGACCGAAUUCCGGAAAUCGACUCGUACUCGGAGGAGGGCAAGAAACCCGCGCAACGAUCCCGGGGUCGACUUUCCUUCAGAAAUAUAAACUUUCAAUACCCGUCCCGGCCGGAUGUCCAGAUUCUGAAAAAUUUCAACCUUAACGUCGAAUCCGGUCAGACCGUGGCGCUUGUGGGGCACUCGGGUUGCGGGAAGAGUACUGUUCUUCAAUUACUGCAACGAUUCUAUGAUCCGAUUCAAGGACAGGUGUGCGUUGAUGGCGAGGACAUCAAGAAUUUGCAUUUGGGUUGGCUCAGAUCGCAGAUUGGGGUCGUGUCCCAAGAACCUGUCCUUUUUAAUACGACGAUCCUGGAGAAUAUUCAGUACGGGAGGGAAGACGUGACGCUAAAGGAGGUCGAGGAAGCUUGUAGGCAGUCAAAUGCGCACGGGUUCAUUUGUAAAUUACCGAAUGGGUACGAAACCGUCGUGGGAGAUCGAGGCGCCCAACUUUCCGGGGGACAGAAGCAGAGAAUCGCCAUUGCUCGCGCCCUCGUCCGGAACCCGGCCAUUUUACUGCUUGACGAAGCCACCUCCGCGCUCGACACGCAAUCCGAAUCCGUCGUCCAAGCCGCCCUUGAUCGCGCUCGACAAGGCAGAACCACCCUCAUCGUGGCACAUCGUCUCUCCACCAUCCGCGGAGCUGAUCUCGUCGUUGCAAUUAACGAUGGCGACGUGGUGGAGAAAGGGACGCACAAAGAACUCCUCGCCGCCAAAGGGCUUUAUCAUGGCCUCGUCCUGGCGCAAAUGCAGGGACGCGGAGAGGACAUUGAUGAAGAAAGUGACGAAGAAGACAUGGCCGAGAAGCAAAGAAUUUUAGAAAAAACGUUGGAGGAAACGAGACGAAAGAGUUUCACGGCGCUCGAUGAUGACGAAGUUAUUCCGCAUUCCGGCAUUGUUUCGGAACACUUGAUGGAUGAGAAAGACUUGGCCAACGAAGCCCCCAUGAUGCGCUUGAUCAAGAUGAACUCGCCCGAGUGGAAGCAAAUCGCGGUGGGGAUUGUCAGCUCGAUCCUGCAAGGCGCCCUCCUCCCCUGUUACGCUAUCCUCUUUGGCGAAUACAUGAAAAUUCUUACGUACCCGGACGACGAUGCUGAACGGAACGCCAACCUGCUCGCCAUCCUUUUCCUCGUUCUCGGAAUUGGCGCAGGUGGCGCCAUGUUUUUGCAAAUGUUCAUGUUCGCCCUGGCUGGAGAAGCGCUGACGGCUCGGUUAAGAAAGGAUACGUUCCACGCCAUGUUAAAGCAAGAGUUGGGAUGGUAUGACGAUCCAAACAACAACGUGGGCGCAUUGUGUGCACGAUUGAGUGGAGAUGCGGCGCAUGUUCAAGGGGCUACCGGAAGUCGUGUCGGUAUUAUUGUCCAAUCUAUCGCUACCAUCGCUAUCGCCGUCGGUCUCGCGAUGUACUACAAACCCACGCUGGGUCUGGUGGCCAUGGUCUUCGUCCCGUUCGUCAUUGCGGCCACAUAUUUCCAAAUGCUGCUCAUGAUGGGGCACGAUCUCGGGGAAAAGAAGGCGAUCGACGAAGCGUCCAAAAUUGCCGUCCAAGCCGUCGGAAAUAUCAGAACGGUGGCCAGUUUAGGAAAACAGAAAUCUUUCGUGCAGACUUUUAAUGACAUUUUGAAGUCGUCUCAUGCAAAAAUUGUAAAGAUGGCACAUCUUCGCGGAGCCGUGUUUGGUUUUGCGCAGUCCGUCCCGUUCUUUGCGUAUGCAACGGUCAUGUAUUAUGGUGGAUAUUUAGUGGAGAAUGAAGACUUGGCUUUCGACAAAGUCUUCAAAGUUGCAGAGGCUCUCAUCUUUGGAACAAUGAUGGUCGGGCAAACCAUGGCGUUUGCACCGAAUUACAAUAAAGCUAAGGUUUCCGGGGCCAGAAUUUUGCGACUUUUGGACAGGAAACCAGCAAUCGACAGCUCGCCAGGAGUUGGACUUCAAAUUAGGAACAGUUCCGGCUCCGUGCUCUUUGACCGGGUCGCCUUCGCCUACCCGACCAGGCCGACUGCCCGCAUCUUGCGCAGCCUCUCGUACGGGGUAGAACCCGGUAAAAGCGUCGCUCUCGUGGGUCCUUCCGGCUGUGGAAAGUCGACCUGCAUCCAACUCAUCCUCCGCUACUACGACCCACUCUCCGGCACCGUCAAGUUUGACGAGCAAGACGUCGCCUCCCUCAACGUGGACGCGCUCAGGUCGCAAAUGGCCAUCGUCGCCCAAGAGCCGGCCCUUUUCGAUAGAACGAUCGCUCAAAAUAUCGCGUACGGCGAUAACUCCAGAGUCGUCCCGAUGGAGGAAAUCAUCGAUGCCGCGAAACAAGCAAAUAUUCACAGCUUUAUUGCAUCUCUUCCUGCCGGGUACGAAACCCGCGUCGGGGAAAUGGGGACACAGCUCUCUGGUGGACAGAAGCAGAGAGUCGCCAUAUCUCGCGCCCUCGUCCGCAAACCAAAACUGAUCCUUCUCGACGAAGCGACCUCUGCGCUGGACACGGAAAGUGAGCAAGUCGUCCAAGCCGCCCUGGACGCCGCGUCCGAGGGACGAACCAGUAUAACCAUAGCCCACAGGUUAUCCUCAAUUCAAAACGUGGACAGGAUCCUGGUCAUCAAUCAGGGCGAGUUGUACGAAAGUGGGACGCACUCAGAGCUGCUGGCCAAGCAGGGCUUAUACUUUCGACUGUGGAACAUGCAGGGUCAACAUGCCAGCGGAAAUCAUGCGUCUUAACUUUACCUUAAUUUUAAUUAAAUAUUUACGUACGAGUAUUAAAUUCUAGUUAAAUCUGAUAAUUUAUUUAGUUACGAAAAGAUGAAUGACAAUGCAAACGUGCUACACAUUCUGGACGAAAUAAUAAAAAUACAAUUUUUACAGAAAAAUUAAA